AUGGUUGGCGAAGACGAAGCGAAGCGCCAGAACUUCUACGUGGUUUAUGUGCCAGCGGAUGAGGCCAAGGAGCUGGAAGAAUGGGCAGUCGACCUGCCGCAAGACAAGGAGGCGCAGCUCGGCUGCUUGACGGAACGUCUGCGCGAGCACUUUAAGAGCGGUGCCACUGCGGCUUCCAAUCAGCAGCAACAGGCAACUUUCAAGCAGCAACUUCUGGCUCAGCUGCCCAAGGGUGCUACGUUGACCGAUGAAAUGCUGCAGAUGAUGUUGCAGAUGGACAGUCUCGUAGACUCGAUCCCGCUCGUGCUCAACACGGCCGACGUCAAGCACGUGGGCGUUAACAUGUAUGUGGACGACAAGGGUACUGCCAAGGCGCUGCCCACCAACGUCCGCGCAUCGGCUAUUGCUCAGGCUUGUGGUAAGAUGCUGGAGGUCAAGGGUGAUGCGUUCAUUGGACGGGUGCUCGAUAACGAUGACGACUUUGUGCGUAUGGAUUUCCGGUUGAGUGAGGUGUCUGGUGACGCACCAUGGGUACAAACGGCCAAAGUGCAGUCAGCUGCGGCAGCGGCAGGAAAUGGAGGUGCGGCUGCGGGAGCUGCACUGGCCCGUGCCAAGGCCCCGGGCAAGGUUAUGAUGCCUGGAUCGAUUCAGCGCAUUUGUGGUGCUGACCGGUGCUCGAAGAAUGGCACGCUGCGAUGCUCGCGAUGUAGGGCUCAGUUUUACUGUAGUCCAGUGUGUCAGAAAGCUGACUGGAAAUUGCACAAGGCCGGGUGCAAGAAAUAA
Phytophthora infestans T30-4 is the source of this 783-nucleotide messenger RNA. RefSeq lists its product as uncharacterized. Bases 1 to 783 code for a protein of 260 amino acids. The record is from RefSeq and is a predicted model, not a curated record. The transcript has 2 exons. NCBI's taxonomy places the organism in Eukaryota, Oomycota, Peronosporomycetes, Peronosporales, Peronosporaceae.